Miscanthus lutarioriparius is the source of this 1287-nucleotide messenger RNA. Lineage: Eukaryota; Viridiplantae; Streptophyta; Magnoliopsida; Poales; Poaceae. The record is from the annotation of a GenBank genome assembly.
AUGGGCUGCUUCCUCUCCUGCUUCCGCGGCGGCUCCGAUCCGUCCGGCGAUCUCCGCGACCCGCUCGUGAGGGAGAGCCGCCUGGGGGACGCCUUCCUGAACGACGAGAAAAAGUUUGACGAAGCAACUGGAAAGCUGGAUGCGGAGGUGGCUAAUGGCCACGGAAUCGACGAGGAGCUUCGGAGAGAGGCCAAUUAUCUCAAAUCAUGUGGCACAAUAUCCCAAACCCCACCGGAGAUUCUAGAUCCAAUCCCAAUCAAUUCAGAAGAUGCUAAAGAGUGCGGUGACACACCAACCAAUGUGCAGCUGAUGAAAGAUGCAGUGCUACUUGAAGAAAACUCAUCCGAAUUGCUUAACUCUGAUGAGCAUGAUAUAUCGAGACAUGAGCAGGACAUUGAUGAAGGUACUCUCAGGGUGGGAUCAGAAACUCAGUCAUCAUUAGAGGACAAGCCUUUAUAUCACAAUUUUAGAGAUCAAAGCAGUGAUUCUAAUGAUUCACCUUAUCCAACCCCUCUGGUCCUCAGGGGUGACAUUCAGACUCCUGGAACUUACUAUACUGCUUAUAAGGAGACUUCGAAGCCUGGAAAGCGUACGAGGGCUAGCAGACAGUUCAUCUACCCUGUUCUGCGACCCAUCGAGAACAAGAUGCAGUGGAUGGAACUAAAAGCUGAGUCUCCUGUGUUAUCAUCCAAUCCUCCAAAAAGAAGGAAUUUGAGCGCAGAUUCCACCGAGAUGGCUCAGCAGACGUUUGCUAGUUCUACCGUUACAGAGACAGAAUCUUUAGAAUAUGUAUCCUUCCCAAUUUAUGACAACUAUGCAGCGCAGAAUGAAGUGAUGUCACCUGAUGAACCCAAGGGUCAGAAUGUCAACCAACUGCUGGAUGAAGGUGAGGAGUCAUCGAAGCAAAGUUCAGAAUAUGGGAAGCAUAGAGUUACGAGCUUGUCUCAUUGGCUGAAGCCACCAUCCGCAGAUGACGAGAGCAACAGCAACCCUGAUGAUGGCAACGUUGGGAAGGAGACAUGGUAUGAGGCGAGCGUCUCUGAUGUGCCUAUCUUUCCUACAUUUGGUUUGAACUGGGAAACCGACAAUCCUACUCCUGUCUUGCCCAAGGCAUGGGACGGCAAUGGCAUCCCAAAUACCACAACCAAAUAUAAGGAGGACCAGAAAGUCAGCUGGCACGCCACGCCCUUUGAAGAAAGGCUGCUGAAGGUUUUGUCCGACGAGAAACCUCGUCAUGAAAGGAAAAUCAGUGGGAAGCUUAUCCACCUCGAGGAAAAUGCCGAGUAG